This is a messenger RNA of Ornithodoros turicata, 1572 nucleotides long. RefSeq names its product protein shisa-4-like. Bases 314 to 1168 code for a protein of 284 amino acids. The record is from RefSeq and is a predicted model, not a curated record. NCBI's taxonomy places the organism in Eukaryota, Metazoa, Arthropoda, Arachnida, Ixodida, Argasidae. The transcript has 7 exons.
UAAUCUCUUCCUCUAUCCCUCUCUCUCUCCCUCUCUCUUGGACUCGCGCCGUGGUUCUGUCGAAGAGGCGGCGGCGGCAUCUCCCGCACUCCAGCUCUUUGGAUACGGAUGCUGGCCGCUCGCAUAGAAGCGACAUCAUAUUUGCGCUGGGCUGGGAUAGCAUCGACGUACUUCGCUCCAAGAGCAAGGGGCCGCCGGAACAUUACGGGAUUCGAAAUUUCUACUCAAGGAUGUGGUUUUGUAACACGUGAUCGAUAACCCUCGAAGGACUGGAGGUUUUGGAUUUCUGAAGAGUUGGCCGGCAGGGGCGACAAUGGAAGUUCCUCUGUUAACUAAAGAAGGACACAAAGUAUUGAACAAUGAGUACUGUUACGGGUAUACAGACAAGUUCGGCAAGUGGAACAACGGUUUUCCGUGCCCUAAACAGAGCAACGGCGAGCCAGUCUACUGCUGCGGUACCUCCACGGAAUCUUAUUGCUGCCGCAAGAAAAACGAAGAACCUCAACUUCCUCCCCCUCACGAUCAAACGCUCCUCCUGGGAGUCGCUCUGGGCACACUGCUGGUAGUGCUUAUAUUAGCGGUCGGUGCGUGCGUUCUCUGUAGGAAAAGGUUCCUGUACAAGAGUCGUCAUCAAAUGAACGGAGCGGCCGUGGUUCCCCCUCCAUCCACAGGUCCCCUCUACCGCAUGCACUGCAGCAGCAGCGGAGCCAACGUGUACUCCUUCUCCGGGAACGAAAGCGGCGCCGCUUCACCCUGCAUCGAUGGCGCCAUCUCAAAUACGAUGGGAGAAAUGGAGCCGCCCCCACCGCCUCCUAGGGGACUACCCAGCAUGGAGGCUUUUAUGGUGCCGUGCCCGGGUGGAGGUAUGCACUUGACGGGACCUCUACCGCACAUGGAGCCGCCUCCACCUUACGAAGCAGAAAACCCUCAGGCGACACUCAACUUUGGGACCAUACCAAUUACAACGCAACAGCAUAACAUGACUAACACAUUGUUCAACACUGCCACUUUGGAAAACCUCCACUUCGCGCACCAACAAAGCACGACACUGCCACCGAACAACCGUCGGCAACAGCACCAGAGACAGCAUCAACAUCACAGCACAAACCAACAAGCACAGGCCCACACAAAUAUACGGGACCCUUCCUACUGGUCAACUAAGUUCUAGCUUCUCGGUGGAGAUGCUGACCGCGGUGGUCACACGUGACAUGUGACGCAAGCACUGACAGUUGUUGACAACAUGCAACGGGUGAGGUGACGUGAAAACGGUGUCAUCUUCACGUGGAACGGAAGCAACACGACGUUGCUGCAGUUCUCUUAAUCUGCGCGUGUGGGUUCCAUCCGGGAACGUUCUCUACUUCAUCAUGAGAAUUGAGAGCAUCACGCAGGACAUCGCUACACACACACACACAAAUCUGUAUUUUGUGAACGAACGCAUGCGUUUAGGAAUGAAUGGGACAUGGUCAUGUGAUUAGGUAAUAUAUAUAUAUAUAUAUAUACGAUAAUAUGUGGCGUUGCUUUGGGGUUGACGUUUGAAGAUAUGUUACAAAGGAAAUAAAAAUUACGCAUGUA